GUCUGGCUGUUCACCAGAUCAUCACCAUCACUGUGUCCCUCAUCAUGAUCGUUGCAGCCUUGAUCACUACUCUAGUCCUUAAAAACUGUUGUGCGCAGUCCGGGAAUGGCCGACACAGCAGCCAUCAGAGGAAGAUCAACCAGCAAGAGGAGAGCUGUCAAAACUUGACCGACUUCACGCCCGCUCGUGUGCCCAGUAAGGUGGACAUCUUCACCGCCUACAACGACAGUUUACAGUGCUCGCACGAGUGUGUGCGGGCCGGCAUACUGUACACGGACGAGAUGAUUCAGCACACACCCAUCUACAAGACCUCCUACAAUGGAAACAGACCGUCGCCCACUGAAAGGCAGCUAAUCCCUGUGGCCUUUGUGUCUGAGAAAUGGUUCGAGAUCUCCUGUUGAGGCCCUUUUACUACCUUUGGGUUGAGCCCACGUCUUCAAUUUGUGCCCUGGAUCUCAUUGGAAAACCUGUGAAUCAAACACAAAAGACUAAAACACAAUAAAGCAAAACAAAACCACAAGAACAACAACGACAAGCAAUUACAGAGUUGGGAAGCGAGACGAACAGGCAGUCCUGUCGGAUCUCUCUAGAAGCAGACUGAAGAUGUUUAUUUUUCUAGACUGGUGCAGUGCUAUGGAUACCACUCCCAAAUUAUUUUCCAUAGACGUGAUCAUUUUAGAGAUGAUACACCUAGAGCUGAUAUAUUAUAUACGUGUAUUACUGCACAUGUGGGGUGUGCUGGAGAGGAGGGGCUGCGGGGACGCUCUCUGACACGAUACGUCUGCUUGUGUGGAGAAAAGACUCUCCUGAACUUUGUGCCAAUAAUGCCAUUAUGUGCCACUACAUAUAUAGAUGGGACGCGUUCAGUUUCGUGGAAAAUUACAGACACAUCAAGUAAUUUCAGUGACUGUCUCCCAAUAUCAAUCUGUCGUCCGUUUUUGUAUAAAAAGUAUGAAUAUGUAUUUGAAAUAUGUUUUGAAAUAGCUGAGGAAAUGUGUUACAAAUGUCCAAAAAAUAUUUAUAUGGAGCACUAUUCAUUUAGAGGAAAAAAAAAA
Messenger RNA from Carassius auratus (goldfish), 1055 nucleotides. Its product is annotated as adherens junction-associated protein 1-like. Gene Ontology annotation, molecular function: beta-catenin binding. Lineage: Eukaryota; Metazoa; Chordata; Actinopteri; Cypriniformes; Cyprinidae. Gene Ontology annotation, cellular component: cell-cell contact zone; adherens junction; cytoplasmic side of plasma membrane. The record is from RefSeq and is a predicted model, not a curated record.